CUUUGGUUGGCUUUUGAAUCUUGUUGGUUUUUUUGGUUAUUAGCUUGGGCAAAUGGCUUCAGAUCCAAAGGUUCACACUUUUGAAGAGGUUGCCAAGCACAACCUAACCAAAGACUGUUGGUUGAUUAUCUCUGGAAAGGUGUAUGAUGUAACCCCAUUCAUGGAUGAUCAUCCUGGAGGUGAUGAAGUUCUACUAUCAGCAACUGGGAAAGACGCAACCAAUGAUUUUGAGGAUGUGGGUCACAGUGAUGCAGCAAGAGAGAUGAUGGACAAAUAUUACAUUGGUGAGAUAGAUGCAUCUACUGUUCCUGCUAAACGGACUUAUAUUCCACCCCAGCAAGCCCAUUAUAAUCCUGACAAGACCUCCCAGUUCAUCAUCAAGAUCCUACAAUUUCUGGUACCUCUCUUGAUUUUGGCAUUGGCCAUCACUGUCCGGAACUACACAAAGAAAGAGUAGCUCAUUAAUACACAACUCCGUACCAUAUUUUGAGGGAUUAAUUGAUCAUAUGGUCAGAUAGUUGAAGGGCAACCCUCACUAUGUUUGUUUGAUUUCCGUUUGGUUUUAUGUGUCAACAUCCAAUAGCAGCUCAUAAAAUGAUUCAUGAAAGACAAUAGUGUCAGUAAACUAUUCAAAACGACUGCGGAUUGUUUAAUUUUGUUCGAAAUUAUAAAGCCCUUCAUUUUCU
Rubroshorea leprosula is the source of this 686-nucleotide messenger RNA. The record is from the annotation of a GenBank genome assembly. Lineage: Eukaryota; Viridiplantae; Streptophyta; Magnoliopsida; Malvales; Dipterocarpaceae.